Leptinotarsa decemlineata (Colorado potato beetle) is the source of this 1898-nucleotide messenger RNA. RefSeq names its product Z band alternatively spliced PDZ-motif protein 67 (gene Zasp67). Gene Ontology annotation, molecular function: muscle alpha-actinin binding; actin binding. Lineage: Eukaryota; Metazoa; Arthropoda; Insecta; Coleoptera; Chrysomelidae. The record is from RefSeq and is a predicted model, not a curated record. Gene Ontology annotation, biological process: muscle structure development; actin cytoskeleton organization. Gene Ontology annotation, cellular component: stress fiber; filamentous actin; Z disc.
AUCAAGUACCUUCUCGUAGUUCUAUAGAUAGUACGUUUUGACCAGUGACCCACUUUUCAGGGGACGGACAAAUGGCAGUUGAAUUGACAUUUUCCAAGGAAGACGUUUCAACCAACUGGGGGUUUCGUUUAGUGGGUGGAUCGGAUUUUGAUCAGCCAUUAAUUGUGGUCAAGGUGAACGGAAACAGCUUGGCAGAAGACUCGGGCCUUCAAGUAGGAGAUGUUAUAGUAAGAGUAAACAAUACUCCCACAGCAGGAUUGACCCACACAGAAGUCCAUGAACUAAUCACAUCUUCAGGACUACAGUUCACACUGGGUGUUCUCAGGGGAGAUUCUCCAAUCAAUAUCAUACAUGACGAAGACUAUAAUUUUGGGUUCAAAGAAAUAUUGAAGGGGGUUCAAAUAUCAGUGGAUGAAGACAUAAUUGAUCAAGCAUCUGAUAUAGUGGAGAGACUCAAUAGAGAAAAUUCAAGAAGAAAUCAACAAACAAUUACAACCAGUAAAAACAAAAACAGGAAAGAAAAAAUGGUAUUUUCAAACACAGCCCAAACCGACUUCAUGGUAGAAGAAACAUCUGAAGAUAAGAAAUGGUCUACCUUCCUGAUGAAGCCCAACAAACCAAUUCCGCAACCCAAAAAAACACUCGAAAAUAUUCCAGUGAAGAGCGACCCGUAUAAAGUGGUUAUCAAGAAGCAAGGCUCCAGAAGAAAACUUUUCUCCAAGGAGAAGAGAGUCCAAUUUGACGAGACAAUUGCAGGCCUAGAACCAAUUUCACAACCUGUGGAAGUGGAAAAGUCCAAUUAUAUUUCUGAUGAUCACGAAGAAUUCCCUGAAAACGGCAAUACUGAUGCAAAUUUUACAGAGGAUGGAGAAGACGACAAUGAAGAGUUAAUUGGCCGGGACGAAAAUCAAAAUGUAGCUGAAAACGAAGAUUACACCAAUUAUGAAUACCAACAAGAGGAUCCUGUAGAAAUCGCCUACAAACCUUUAUCCGAAAUCAAAGUGGAUGACUCAGAAUCGUCUAUGACUCUGGAAGAGCAGUUAUUGGCUGUCCAGAAACAACUGCAGGCCCUUUCACAACUACCUUCGGCCAUUCAGUUGACUCUGGAUGCCGUAUCCAGACAGCUUGCGAGCAUUGUGAGUGCCAAAGAGAGCUCUCAAGAAAAAGAAGCCAAGGAAAAAUCAGAAUGUGAGGAGGGAAACGAUGAAUCAAUUUCAAUGGAUGACGAGGCAGAAGCUGAAGUGACUCGACCUGAAGAUGAAGAUACCAACUCCACUGUGGAUGAAGAGUUUGAAGACGAUUAUAUAGCGGAAGAAGAAAUCAAAGCGAUACUAGAUAGAGCUCGAAUUGAAGAAGGUGUGGAGGAGGAGGAGGAAGAGGUCGUGGGUGAUGAUUUGACAGAAGAAGAAAAGGAAGCUAUUAUGAAGGAGGAGCAGCUUGAAGCUAAAAAGGAAAAGGACAUGGAGGAUUUUCAGGCCCGCCCAAAAACCAUCCAGAGACCCAUCAUUCUGCCGGGUGGAAGAAAAUGGUCUAACCCAGAAGAUGCCAUACCUAGCUUCAGGAAGCCGAAAAUGUCGGAAGAGAAAAUAAUUGAAACCAUUGAGAGUAAUCUAGAACCUAUAGUGGGAAAAAGAAAAGGAAUAAAUUUUCUGAAGUAUCAACCACCGCCGAAAAAUUUAGACUACCUCCAGAGAUCCGAAGUUUAUAGACUAGUGCACGACAUGGAACCCCCAGUCAGAGGAAUAGUUUCAAGACCGGAGAAGAUCCUUCCUGAACAGGAUUAUUACGAGGCUACCAAAGGGGCACCUUAGCGUUCAGAAUGAAGAAACCUUCAUGAAGACAUACUAAAUGUAACGUAUAUACGAAGUUCAGUUGUUAUUAAAACUGGUAGAUGAAAG